Messenger RNA from Oryzias melastigma (Indian medaka), 4542 nucleotides. RefSeq names its product family with sequence similarity 135 member A (gene fam135a). The record is from RefSeq and is a predicted model, not a curated record. The transcript has 21 exons. The coding region runs from base 327 to 4457 and encodes 1376 amino acids. Lineage: Eukaryota; Metazoa; Chordata; Actinopteri; Beloniformes; Adrianichthyidae.
AAUGUUGAUCAGUGGAGCAGCUGGAGCGGCGUCUGCUCUCAGCUUUUCAGAUUGAGCAGUUAGAUGUUCCUAGCACAGUUCAGCCACACGGAUACAUGACCGCUCGACUUUGUUCUCAAGCGUGAGGACGUUCGUCGCCAAAGCGUGCCACCUAAAGAAGAUAAAUUGGGCACAGGGUGGUGGUUUUUAUUAGCAUUCGCCCGCGCGACAGGACGAGAAAAAGAGCUGAAACUGAAGCUAACGAGAAGCUAAUGUUAGCUUGCUAGCGCUAUGGCCUCCCAUUGUAACCAAGAUGAUGUAAGGCACCGCUGCCUGUAGAAAGCAAGAUGAGUGAAGUCCAGGCCACAGUGGAGUUUUCUGUGGAGCUGCACAAGUUCUACAAUGUGGACCUUUUCCAAAGAGGCUUCUACCAGAUGCGUGCCAAUCUUAAGGUACCACCUCGUUUUCCACACAAAGUUGAGGCCAGUUUACUUCAUCCCAGAGACUCUGAUCUGGCUUUUCCAGCUUCAGUCCAGGAUGAUGUGAUCUGUAGCAAAACUUUCCAAAUCCUCUACAAGAAUGAAGAGGUUGUGGUCAACGAUGUUCUUCUGUUCAAAGUUACAAUGCUGCUCGAUGAGAAAAAGGUGGAGGAGUCUCUCAAUGAGAUGGAUUUCCAGCUUCUCUUGGAGUUAUAUUUCACAGAUGGUGAUUACACGCCAGAAGAUCCAAGCUCUCUGCAGAACAUCAGUAGCCGCACACUUCAUUUGCACUUUAGCCUGGAGCGAGGCAUCCAUCAACACAUCAAUAUAAUGUUCGACUAUUUCCACCUGUCCGUCAUCUCCGUAGCCAUCCAUGCCUCGCUUGUUGCACUACAUCAGCCCCUUAUCAGUUUUCCUCGACCUGUGAAAACUACGUGGCUGAACCGAAACGCUCCAGCACAGAGCAAAGACUCUGUCAUUCCACCUUUAGAAAACGUGGUUUUUGGCAGCACUUACAUCAAACAAGUUUCACCAGAUGGCAGGACGUUCCUGGUGUCCGACCACUGUCUGCAGCAUGCAUUCAGCCUGCACCACAACCUGUGCUCCAAACUCUUAACUGCCUACCAGGGUCUGUUUGGCUUCUUCACUUCAAUCACCAAAAAUCUGCCCUCCUCUCAUCGAAUGGAACUAGCCAAGCCCAGCAUGCAAGUCCUAUAUGAGCGAGUUCUCAGAAGACCCUAUCCCCGAGGUCAAAGGCACGUCUACAUAGAACAACAUGAUGUUGAAGCCCGCCUAACUGAGCUGUGUGAACAUGUCAAGCAGAAAGCAGAGUCCCCAGAUGAGCUGGCUGAGCUGGUAAACAUGAACCUGGCUCAGCUCUGCUCUCUCCUCAUGGCUCUCUGGGGCCAGUUCCUCGAGGUUGUGUCCCUGCAAGAGCAUGUCGCCGCCCUGCUGGCUAUGGAGCAUCACACACUGAGAGUUAGGCGGUUUGCCGAGGCUUUCUUUUGUCUUGAACACCCCAGACAGUCAGCUCUGGCAUAUCAAGAGCUACAUGCUCACAGUCAUCAACAGAUGACUAAUGCUAUCAAAAGCUCCAACUACUUCUUAUCUUUGCCUCCACUGCCAGUGGAAUGUGCUGAACUUGAUGGUGACGUUAGUUCCCUGCCAAUAAUCUUUGAAGAUAGAUACCUGGAUUCAAUCACAGAGGAUCGUGAUGGACCUUGGCUGGUCAUGCAUAAUACAAGGACUGGCUCAGCUUCGAAUAAAGUGGACAAGCCAAAUUCUAAGGACUGUAGUGCCGUAAGCAACCCCACACCAGAGACAUCUUGUGUUCCAACCGAUAGCAACUGGCCAGAAAACUUUGAUCCACCCCCUAAAUCUAAAGGCAAAUCAGUAAAACUGAAGAAAAUUUCAAAGACUGACAGCUCCAAGAAGUUGACGCGGCAAGGCUCAAAGGACUCUGUAGUGUUAGUGGGCUAUAAAAACCUUAAAACUCCUUAUACCAGCACAAAGUACAAAGAAGAGGCUCGCGCCAAACAAGAUCAUGUACAGGAUACGUUACCGGAGGACUCGAGUAGUCAUUUACAAACUAAUCCUAGUUCUUUUUAUGAUCCUUGUGCCACAUCGGCUCAUUCUGAAAACUGUGCAGAUAUUUUAGAGUACAAUAUUAGUACUCCUGCUUGUCAGAAAGGUAGUUGUGAAAAUGUUUCUACACACAGUAAUCCUCAGGCAGGUACUGGGGUUGCUGCAACAUGCCAGCAAAUGCAAAAGGAGGAGAAAGUGGAUAUCGGUGGCCAAAAGCCGUCACAGAGUUCUGCUGAGGUGAAAACAACCAACCAUGAGCCUUUAGUAGGUGAUAAAGUCACAAUUCUUCUACCACAUCAAACUGAUACAAACCCCGGCAGCUGUAUUCCUCAAAUUACUCAAUCUUGUGAAUCACACCAGCCUGCAGCAGAAUCUGUGUUUGAACAGCCAAGCAAAAGUAUGAGCCAGCCCAGCCAAUCACGAGUGGUUUCAGUGCAGGUUAAAGGUGAUUGUAUCAGACUGCCAGAUGGAAGAGCCCCCAGUGCCUCAUCCCGUCUCUCAGACUCUGGCAUUGACAGCGAGCCCAGCUCCUUUGCCACUCAACAGGUUCUAGGAUUGCAUUCCUGCUCAGGGCAGAGUGUCUCAAUUCUGCAGCCUGAGAAGACCCUCCAGGGUCCCGCUGCACCACCAGCUCAGCAAAGCACUGAGCAAAAACCAAUUGGCACGCCAGAAAUUCUGUUCCCUGGAAAUACCAGCGCAGUAAGUGGAGUCCAGUCUUCUCUCACAUCUAUUAAUUCCCUGCCUUCAGACGAUGAAGGGGAAGUUUCCUCCAAGAGCACCAGUGGAGCUGAAGUCCAAAAGAGGAAAUCCAGUGUCUUGGUACAGGAGCAGAGUGUAGUUUUCUCUGGGGAUGGUAUUAGAAGACUUGAUGGUAACACUAUUGCAAAGGAUUCCCAACUGAGAAAACCUGACAUUGACAUUGAAAGUGAAACCAAAAGUUCUUCUGAAUUGGAAGUAGAGGACAGCGGGACAUUAAAAGAUUCCCACAGUGAACCACAUACUACCUGCCCUUCCAGUAACUCAGCCACGAGCAGCACUGAUGUGGUCAAACGUGGGAUGGUAGAGAACUACUUUGGCUCCUGUUCUAGCACAGAUGUGUCUGAAAUCAGUCCCUUGGAAACCUCUGCUAUCACGUUGGGAAUCCAGGUGGAACCACAUGCUGAGGAGGAUGAGAACGAGACGGAACACGAGAUGAUUGAGAACGGUUACUACGAGGAAGGGGACGGCUACGCUUUUGUGAACGGUGUUGUAGAUGAUGAGCAAGCAGCAUCUUCCGACGCGCCUCAGGAGACGAGUUACUUGCUGGAACAGCUUGGCAUCAGAUAUCACCACGAAAGAAGUGAUCUAUCAAAAGCUCCUAUAUGCUCCAAUGUAGCUUCCAGCGGAGUUGGACACAGUUUGGGUCGAGCACCUUUUUCCACCACCGGUAUUUCUUCCAACCUGCAUUGGUAUGAAUGUGCGCCCACGGCACAGAUGAAAGCGUUCAUCAAGGCCAAGGAGGAAAUGAAAGAGCUCAAACUCCCUGGUUUCCUCUACAGUGAGGUUCCUGAGCUGGCAUCUACUGUGCCCUAUUUCAGCUUAGAGGAAGAUGAAAACUGUGAUGAAGGGAUUCAUCUUAUAGUGUGCGUCCAUGGUCUGGAUGGUAACAGUGCAGACCUGAGAUUAGUGAAGACUUACCUUGAGCUUGGUCUCCCUGGUGCCCGAAUAGACUUCCUAAUGUCUGAGAGAAAUCAGAAUGAUACCUUCGCUGACUUUGAGUCAAUGACGGAUCGACUGCUAGAUGAAAUAGUCCAGUAUAUUCAGCUUUACAAUCUAACUGUAUCUAAAAUAAGCUUUGUUGGUCAUUCGCUCGGGAACCUCAUCGUACGCUCGGUGCUGACGAGACCCAGGUUUAAAUGUUAUCUGAGCAAGCUGCACACGUUUCUUUCCUUAUCUGGACCUCAUCUGGGCACGCUCUACAACAGCUCUGCUCUGGUCAACACAGGUCUGUGGUUCAUGCAGAAGUGGAAGAAGUCGGGUUCACUAUUGCAGCUGACAUGUCGUGAUCAUUCUGACCCUCGCCAAACUUUCCUGUACAAACUCAGCAAAAAAUCUGGUUUGCAGUAUUUCAAGAAUGUGGUGCUGGUGGGGUCACUACAGGAUCGCUAUGUUCCCUAUCACUCUGCUCGAAUUGAGAUGUGCAAAACUGCAUUAAAGGACAAACAAACUGGGCCGAUGUACACCGAGAUGAUUCAAAACCUUCUGCUGCCAGUACUCCAGAACAAAGACUGUAAUCUUGUCCGAUAUGAUGUCAUCCACGCCCUGCCCAACACCGCCAAUUCACUCAUUGGUCGGGCUGCACACAUCGCUGUUCUUGAUUCUGAGAUCUUCCUGGAGAAGUUCUUCCUCGUUGCAGGCCUCAAGUUCUUUCAGUAGAAAUGCAUUGGAAUCAAACACUUGGCUGGACAAUAGGAAUGUGGCACCAAUACCUCACUGCAAGUAAAAGUACUGGUGAUAUAUA